Plectropomus leopardus (leopard coralgrouper) is the source of this 1236-nucleotide messenger RNA. RefSeq names its product derlin 3 (gene derl3). NCBI's taxonomy places the organism in Eukaryota, Metazoa, Chordata, Actinopteri, Perciformes, Serranidae. The record is from RefSeq and is a predicted model, not a curated record.
GCAGCGAUGGCUCACAGCUUCACUCAGGAGUAUUUUCAGAUCCCCGUGGUGACCCGAGCCUACACGACCGCCUGCGUCCUCACCACCGCUGCUGUGCAACUCGAGGUCAUCACCCCCUUUCAGCUCUACUUUAACCCAGACCUCAUCAUCAGAAGAUACCAGAUAUGGCGCCUGAUAACCAGCUUCCUCUUCUUUGGUUCUCUUGGGUUCAGUUUCGUGUUCAACAUCAUCUUUCUUUAUCGAUACUGCCGGAUGUUGGAGGAAGGCUGUUUUCGGGGAAGGACGGCGGAUUUUGUCUUCAUGUUCAUGUUUGGAGGAAUCGUGAUGACUCUUUUCGGUCUCUUCGCCAACGUCUUCUUCCUGGGUCAGGCCUUCAUCAUCAUGCUGGUGUACGUGUGGAGUAGACGACAUCCGCUCGUACGCAUGAACUUCUUCGGCCUCCUGAACUUCCAGGCGCCAUUCCUGCCCUGGGUGCUCAUGGGAUUUUCGCUGCUGCUCGGGAACUCCAUCAUGGUCGACCUGCUGGGUAUCAGUGUCGGUCAUAUGUAUUAUUUCCUGGAGGACGUGUUUCCAAACCAGCCGGGAGGAAGGAAGCUGCUGAUGACACCAGAGCUUCUGCGGAUCAUGUUCGACCGGCCGGAGGACCCAGACUACCGUCCCCUCCAGGAGGAGCAGCAGGGGGGAGGUCUGCAGGACGAGGAGCCGGACAACUAACAGCACCAAGACGCCCAAAAUCCAGAUAAAUCAGAGGACAAAGGAAGAAAGUCAGAAAAGUGUCUGAGGAGGAGGAGGAGUGUCUUUUUUUUAAACCAAAAAAUGCAAAAGCAUGUUGGAGUUUAAUGGCACGUUCAGGCUAAGCAUUUUAACUCCGGAGAAAACAGCAGCACAGAGACGGCCGAAAAGUCUCAGAAGAAGACUGAAUUUUGCUUCCAGAAACUGCAACAUAAACUGGCAGUGAGAUAUAACCCCAAAAUGCAUUUGGGUUGCUCAAAGAACGACAGAGCGCUGCGUCCUGCACACGCAUGUUGGCAACAGCAAAGACACUGAAGAAGACCGUCAGAGUUCACAUGAACCGAACCGUGCAGCAUGUCAAAUGUUUUAACUACUUAAAACCUGCACAAACUGGACUGACUUGACUUAAUUUAAAAAAAAGGUAGGAAGGCAAAAGAAAAAAUGACUCAAAGAUAAGCGAGAAAUUAAGAAAUAGAACUAGAAAAUCCCCUGAAAAUCAGUAAA